Rhipicephalus sanguineus (brown dog tick) is the source of this 2362-nucleotide messenger RNA. It is a transcript of the gene mor, whose product is annotated as SWI/SNF complex subunit SMARCC2. Gene Ontology annotation, molecular function: DNA binding; histone binding. Gene Ontology annotation, cellular component: SWI/SNF complex. The record is from RefSeq and is a predicted model, not a curated record. Gene Ontology annotation, biological process: positive regulation of DNA-templated transcription. NCBI's taxonomy places the organism in Eukaryota, Metazoa, Arthropoda, Arachnida, Ixodida, Ixodidae.
CGCGGUCGAAGUACAACUCAAGUCUGAAACGGAAUCGAGUAUUGUUGUUAAAUAUGGCGGUCGUUCAAAGAAAAAGGGACGGUGGGCCAAACUUGAAAUUUUACGAAUCCUCGGAAACUAUCGCGCUGUUUGACGCUGUUAGAGUAUGGCUCCACAAAAACUGCAAAAAGUACACGCAAGCCGAACCACCUACGAACAAGGGGUUGUCAAGCUUGGUUAUCCAGCUGAUUCAGUUUCAAGAAGAUGCUUUCGGGAGAAGUGUGAGCAAGCCGCCGCUGACACGGCUCCCGAUGAAAUGCUUUAUGGACUUUAAACCUGGAGGUGCACUUUGCCACAUCUUUGCUGCUGUCUACAAAUUCAAGAGCGAGCAGGGAUGGCGCAGGUUUGACUUCCAGUCCCCAUCACGCAUGGACCGCAAUGUGGAGAUGUUCAUGACAGUGGAGAAAACCCUGGUGCAAAACAAGUGCUUGUCUCUGCCUCACAUUUAUAUAUCCUCUGAGGUGGAGAAGCAGUUGGUGUCGCGCCUGAAGGACAUUAUCAAAAGGCACCAGGGCACUAUUGCAGAGUCCCCUGAUGAUGCCACCCACAUAGUCUACCCACCCGUGCCCACGACGGAUACCUCUGAAGAAUACGUGCGCUUGGUGAUGAAGCGGGAUCGGAGUGCUCUCAUCCACUGGUGGUAUUUUCCCGACAGCUUUGACACCUGGGUGUCUGGUCUGGACAUAGACAUGGAGCCUGACUCACCUCAAACACACACUGGACCGUAUGAGGUCAAUGCCAAGUGGCUUGUAGAUUUAGACGAGUACAACGAAUGGAUGAAUGAGGAAGAUUAUGAGGUUGAGACAGACGCCAUGGGUCGCAGGCGGUCUCCCAGGGGAAAGUACACUUUGGAUGAGCUGCUCUCUGGAGAAGGAGAGAAACGCGACCGAAAAGGCAUCAAGAAACGAAAGAGGUCUCCAUCCCCUCCCCUGGACAAGCGGAAGCGCAAGGGAGGGCGCAGCCCGGCUAUGGGUAAAAAACGCUCAUUCCGCGAUGACGAAUCCGACGACCUGACUAAAGACAUGGAGGAGCCCUCCCCCGAGCCCAGUCUUCAGGAGGUCUCCAUUCCCCGAAGUAACCCAAAUCAACGUAGCAGCAAGGACAGUGAGCUGCAGCCGGUCAAAGGAGGCACCCUUAUAGACCUGGAUGGGGCCGACAUGGAUGACAAGGGUGACCGAGACAAAGGCUCACGACCAGGCAGCCCCAAUGGCGUAGGCAAGAGUGAAAAGGCCGAAGCUCAUGACGACAAUGUAACCGAACAGGCCAACCACAUCAUCAUUCCCAGCUAUGCAGCCUGGUUUGAUUACAAUAGUAUUCAUGCCAUUGAAAGGCGUGCCCUACCAGAGUUUUUCAACGCCAAGAACAAAUCCAAGACGCCCGAAGUCUAUAUCGCAUACCGCAACUUCAUGAUCGACACGUACCGGCUCAAUCCAACGGAGUAUCUGACGGUGACCGCGUGCCGGAGGAAUCUGGCAGGAGAUGUUUGUGCCAUUAUGAGGGUUCACGCAUUCCUGGAGCAGUGGGGUCUGGUGAACUACCAGGUCGAUGCAGAGAGCCGCCCGAGCCCCAUGGGUCCUCCAUCAACAUCACACUUCCACGUGCUGGCUGACACCCCCUCAGGACUGCAGCCGCUCAACCCUCCCAGGACUCAACAGCCUUCAGCAGCGCAGCAGAUGCUGAACCUGGAUAAGGCCAAGGAGGAGGGUGGCGGUGGCAAGGACGAAGGAGGUGGUAUCCCAGCCCGUGGUGGCGCUGCAAAUGCCACGACCAUCGGGGGUGAUGCCCUAGGCCUCAAGAUGGACCAGUAUGCCAAGAAGCAGGCGUACCUGCGCCACAAGGCGGCCGCCACGGUGUCGCGCGAGUGGACUGAGCAGGAGACCCUGCUGCUGCUGGAGGCCCUGGAGAUGUACCGCGAGGACUGGAACAAGGUGUGCGAGCACGUGGGCAGCCGCACCCAGGAUGAGUGCAUCCUGCACUUCCUCAGGCUGCCCAUCGAGGACCCCUACCUGGACGACCCCGCCGCAGGAGGAGGCGCCCUGGGACCCUUGGCCUUCCAACCAAUUCCUUUCUCCAAGGCGGGCAACCCCAUUAUGUCUACUGUUGCUUUCCUGGCUUCGGUGGUUGAUCCUCGUGUGGCGUCUUCGGCAGCCAAGGCAGCAAUGGAGGAAUUUGCCAAGAUCAAGGAUGAGGUUCCCUCGGCCCUUCUGGAUGCACACAUCAAGAACGUUGAGACUGCAGCGGCGGAGGGCAAUGUCAACCCUAAGGCAGGCCUAGGCAUGACUGGCAUUGCAGGCACAGGUGACAAGGAGCCGCAGGAGGGCAC